Molecule: messenger RNA, 837 nt
Organism: Nicotiana attenuata
Lineage: Eukaryota; Viridiplantae; Streptophyta; Magnoliopsida; Solanales; Solanaceae
Exons: 5
Coding region: 1-837 (278 amino acids)
Source: RefSeq, a predicted model, not a curated record
AUGGAAUUGGCAAUCACCAACGAUAACACAAGUACAGGUUCGUCUGAAUCGCUAAAGUUACUUGAUAUGUCAUGCUCUCCAGAUAUAGAGGAAUAUCAAAGUGAAAUAAUAAAAGAAUACACGCAAAUUGAUAUUGAAGAAGGACAAGUGUAUCAGGACAAGCAAACUGUAGCUGCUGCAAUGAAGCACUUUUCCGUGGUGCACAACUACUGGCUUGUAUGCGUUGGUGAAAACUGUAAAUGGCACUUCAAGGCAACGUCAAUUAAUGAUUCCGCAAUGUUCAAGAUAAGGAGUUUCAACCGACAACACACAUGCUCCUUAAUGGACGAAACAUUCAUACAACGCAAACAUACUGCAGCUGUAGUUGGUAGCAUGGUCAUUCCAAAGUAUUGUGAUCCAAAGACUAUUUACACACCAAAGGACAUACAAGAUGACAUGUUAGCAGAACACGGAGUGAACUUAAGCUACAUGCAAGCAUGGAGAGCAAAGGAAAAGGCUUUACAGUUUUUGAGAGGGAAUCCGGCUGACUCCUACAGCAAAUUACUCAAAUAUUUUUAUAUUCUUGAGGAGACUUAUCCUGGUUCCCAUGUUAAAUUGAAGAAGACAGCUGAUGAAUGCUUCUUAUACGCAUUUGCAGUAGUAGUUGUUGAUGGGACAUUCUUAAAGUCAGCAUACAGGGGGAUUAUGCCGACAGCAAGCACCAUGGAUGCAGUAGGUACAAUAUUACCCUUGGCAUAUGCUGUGAUUGAUUCUGAAAAUGACGCAUCUUGGAAGUGGUUCUUUGAGCAAUUCAAGCAGGCAUAUGGUGAAAGACCUUCAAUGUGUUGUUUCAAAUAG